Molecule: messenger RNA, 2152 nt
Organism: Eublepharis macularius
Lineage: Eukaryota; Metazoa; Chordata; Lepidosauria; Squamata; Eublepharidae
Gene: GABRP
Product: gamma-aminobutyric acid type A receptor subunit pi
Exons: 11
Coding region: 339-1670 (443 amino acids)
Biological process (GO): regulation of membrane potential; chemical synaptic transmission; monoatomic ion transmembrane transport
Cellular component (GO): GABA-A receptor complex; neuron projection; synapse
Molecular function (GO): extracellular ligand-gated monoatomic ion channel activity; GABA-A receptor activity; neurotransmitter receptor activity
Source: RefSeq, a predicted model, not a curated record
GGAGAUCUCUCCCUGCAGAGGUCAGGUGAAGAAACAUGCUUGCUUGAAUGAGUGAAAAAUCCUUCUGACAGAACAGAAUGUGACUGAGCUCAGACAGCAGGGACCGAAGUAGGUUAUUGGUUGCAACAGAACAAAGGCCAGCGGCAAGAACUGGACUUUGGAAAUAGAGCGUAACCAGCUGGUUACAAAUUCAAAGACUCAAGGAGUCAGACAAAGGUGUCUACAUAUGCCAAACGAAAAACAAAUACGGGUUUGCCGAUUUGUCUGCUAGGCUGGAAGUUAUUGACGAUCAUUGAUAAAAUAAACCAUCACAGUCAGUGGUGAAACAUUCUUCACAAAUGUGCUGCAGUUAUUAUUCCUCCAUCUCUGUGUGGCUUUUUCUUCUAUUUCAAGGAAAGUUCAUCCUGGGUCACAGAGUUGACAGCAACACGGAGAAUAGAGUCACAUCAUCCCUCCCUGGAUUUGGAAAUCUUACCCAGGGAUACAACAAAUAUCUCAGGCCAGAUUUUGGUGGAAAGCCUGUGAUGAUAGCCAUGAGUGUCAACAUUGCAAGCAUUUCAAGUAUUUCUGAAAGUGAUAUGGACUACACAGCUACAAUAUAUUUGCGCCAAUGCUGGACAGAUCCCCGCCUGGUUUUUAAGGGGAACAAAAGCUUUACUCUGGAUGCUCGACUGGUGAAAUACCUCUGGGUCCCUGAUACAUAUAUCGUGGACUCCAAAAGGUCUUUCCUACAUGAAGUCACCGUAGAGAAUCGACUUAUACGUCUGUUCUCCAAUGGUACCGUCUUGUAUGCUUUACGAAUUACUACGACGGUUGCGUGUAACAUGGACCUGUCAAAAUAUCCUCUAGAUACGCAGACGUGUAAAUUGCAGCUGGAAAGCUGGGGAUAUGAUGAAAGCGAUAUCUUGUUCACAUGGAUCAGGGGAAAUGAUUCUGUACGUGGCCUUGACAACUUGCGCCUCUCUCAGUACACGGUGGAGCGCUACUACACCUUUGAAACAAGAUCCCAGCAAGAAACAGGCAGUUACCCAAGACUAAUAGUGCAGUUUGAACUCAAGAGAAAUAUCCUUUAUUUCAUUCUGGAGACUUAUGUACCAUCUACUCUGCUGGUCGUUUUGUCUUGGGUUUCUUUUUGGAUCACCCUGGAUUCAGUUCCUGCACGAACAUGUAUUGGAGUGACCACUGUUCUAUCAAUGACAACCUUAAUGAUGGGCUCGCGAAACUCAAUUACGAAAACCAAUGGUUUCAUCAAGGCCAUUGACGUUUACCUCGGCAUCUGCUUCAGUUUUAUAUUUGGCGCUUUGGUGGAAUAUGCAUUUGCUCAUUACAUCACCUCUCAGAAAGGCACAGCUAAUAAACCACAAAAGGAUUCUACAAAUAAUGUCUUGCAAGAAAAUGGAGAUAUCAGCAUUGUCGACGUGCUGAACACUUCUGUCUCCAGCUACAGUAAAAAACUAAACUUUCCCACCUUUGAUAAUGUCAACUGCGGUGGUUUAGCCAUGAACCCAAAGGACAAAAUUCGGUUUAUCAUGAAGAACAAAAUGCGCAAAGUCCACGGCUACUUCACCAUUCACAAUCCGAGCAACAUCGAUCACUAUUCAAAGCUACUGUUUCCUUUGUUUUUUAUGAUGGUCAAUUUGCUUUACUGGGCGUAUUACUUGUGUUUUUAGAAGAAUAGGGCAUGACUUUGUGUCGGCAUCAUCACAGAGUAUUCAGGAAUUCACUCUCAGCUGGUGUGAAUGAUUUCGUGGACGCUGAGUCAGUUGGGAACGACUCAAAAAAAAUGGAGAGGAUAAAAUGGAGGAAACGAAAACUGUGUUCUCUGUCCUGAGCUCCUAAGAGGGAUGGUAGGAUGACAAUGUGGCUGAUUGUGUUUCCCAAACAAUGCCUGAAACGAACAUUCAAUUGGUGCCUUAAACCUUGGAUGUGAACAGUUCUCACCCUGGUCUUCAAAGAGAUAUGUCGAUGAUGAAAAUUAAAACACUUAUUCCCUAUCUUUGUCCAACAAAUUCCCAGGAUCUCUCUCUCUCUUUCCUUUCCUUUCUUUUUUUUUGCUUAUGAGGAAUGCUCUGUUGAAAGAUCUUUGAAGGACUCAGAAUCAAUGAUAAAUUCCAACAGGGCUUUUUUUCAGCUGGAACACGGUGGAACGGAG